This is a messenger RNA of Ceratotherium simum simum (southern white rhinoceros), 520 nucleotides long. RefSeq names its product cystatin-B. Gene Ontology annotation, cellular component: cytosol. The record is from RefSeq and is a predicted model, not a curated record. Gene Ontology annotation, molecular function: cysteine-type endopeptidase inhibitor activity. Lineage: Eukaryota; Metazoa; Chordata; Mammalia; Perissodactyla; Rhinocerotidae.
GUCCGCAGUGGCUGUCCGCACUCGGUGUCCCAACUCACUCUCUGCUCCAGCACCCGCCGCCCACCGCCAGGAUGAUGUGCGGCGGGCUCUCGGACCCUGAGCCCGCCACGGCCGAGACCCAGGCCAUCGCCGACCAGGUGAAGUCCCAGCUGGAAGAGAAGGAAAAUAAGAAGUUCCCUCUUUUUAAGGCUGUGGAGUUCAGGAGCCAAGUGGUCGCGGGGAUGAACCACUUCAUCAAGGUUCAAGUUGGCGAUGAUGACUACGUACACAUUCGAGUAUAUGAAAGACUCCCCCACGAAAAGAAGCCCCCGGCCCUGACCAGCUAUCAGACCAACAAAGCCAGGCAUGACGAGCUGUCGUAUUUCUAGCCCCUGAUUUUAAACAGGGCCCAUCGUCCACAUGGGUCUCUGUCCUCUGAGGCUGUGUGUUGGGAUCAUAAACGAAUGUCAUCUCUACGCUGUGCCACAUGGGGUGGAGGGUGCUCUGCACCUUUCUGUGUCUCUGUUCCUAACUUUCAUUG